AUGGCCCUGACGAGCAUCUUCGCCACCUUCAACGCAUCAAUAGCAAAAUACCUGCAACACCUCCCAACUGGUGAGCUGGUGGUAAUAGUGGGGCUCUACUCGCUUUGUGCUUCCUGUUUGGUCAUCACUAUGAGCGGGGUGUCUCUGUUUUACUUUCCUAAUAAGAAGCUGGUCGCUGCUAGAGUUUUGGUGGGUACUGCUUCUUAUGUUGCCAGAGUUUGGAGCUUCCAGAUUCUCCCGUUAGGAGAUGCCAGUGCGUUGGUUUCCACAGCUCCACUCUUCACAGGAGUUAUAGCUAGAAUAUUCAUCAAGGAAACACUGAGUUUGGUGGAUAUUCUCUCCAUGCCGGUGGGGUUAUGUGGUGUAGUUCUCAUAUCAAAGCCUGUGAUCUUGUUUAAGACAGAGGAAGAUCAUGACCAGCCGCCGUGGUACAACUCCUUGGUACCUGUCUUCUCUGCUGUCACCCUAGCUAUGAUCAAUGUAAUGCAGAGGAAGCUAGGUGGAUCAGUAGACAGUGUAAUAAUCUCAUUUUACAUUGUGGUGGCACAGCUGUGUGUUGGUACUGGAUAUGAGGCUGCUUUCUCUGGCAAAUUCUUCGAACAGCUACCCAAAUGCUUGGCUCCCAGAACUCUUCUUGUGCUCUCGGGGGUUUGUCAACUUGCUUACUUUGUCACAGCUAACUUGACGUUAAAGUACGAGAAAGCUACCACCUCAACUCUCUUUAGGAAUGUUGAUACUGCGCUGGCGUUCUUUGUACAAGCAAUAGUGUUUGGGGUGUCUGUGGAGACAUUUUCGGUGGUCGGAGUGCUUUUGAUUAUGUUGGGAACCGCUGGCCUUACUCUAGCUAAAAUAUGCAAUUUUACCUGUGGUGUAGAGUUCUGA
Bolinopsis microptera is the source of this 882-nucleotide messenger RNA. RefSeq lists its product as uncharacterized. Bases 1 to 882 code for a protein of 293 amino acids. Gene Ontology annotation, cellular component: membrane. The transcript has a single exon. The record is from RefSeq and is a predicted model, not a curated record. NCBI's taxonomy places the organism in Eukaryota, Metazoa, Ctenophora, Tentaculata, Lobata, Bolinopsidae.